CAAAACAAACGCAUCCACCUUCGUAGGGCUAAAAGUACAAUAAUAAAGUGUUCGAAAUAUUAGUUUAGCAUUGCAAAAAUCUUACCAAACCAUCGAACAUGACGACCGCUGCACGCCCUACGUUCGAUCCCGCACGCGGUGGUAGUGGCCGUGGUGAGAAGGAUCUGAGUGCGCUAUCGAAACAGUACAGUAGUCGCGAUCUGCCAGGCCACACGAAGCUAAAGUACCGCGACCAAGGGCAGAGCACCAGCGAAGAGCUACGCAACCGGGACUUCCGCGAGGAGCUCGAAAAGCGUGAACGCGACAACAAGCAGGGCAAGGGAUCGGCCGUCCCGACGGCACGCCGGGCUUUGGAACAAGGUUCGUCGGGCAGUGUGAGUGGAAGUACCAAGCGACAGAAGCUGGAGGCACCACAAAAUCUCGACGCAGACGAUCCAGUUGAUAGCGAAAACUCCGACACGGAUUCGGACGAGGACGAUACGGCGGCCCUGUUGGCGGAGCUGAACAAAAUCAAACAAGAGCGAGCGGCCGAAACGGCAAAGAAGGAACGCAGCAAACAGCAGGAAGAGGAACGAAUCCGGAUGGAAAACAUACUGUCGGGGAAUCCGCUGCUGAACUACUCCGCUACUGCCAAAGCAGAAAUGAAGGUGAAGCGACGUUGGGAUGAUGAUGUCGUGUUUAAAAAUUGUGCCCGUUCCGAGCCGGAAAAGAAGGCGAACCAGUUCGUAAACGAUUCAUUGCGAUCGGAUUUCCACAAGAAAUUUAUGGAUAAAUAUAUUAAGUAAGCUACAACGCGGUAAAUAAAUAAGGCACAAUU
Anopheles funestus (African malaria mosquito) is the source of this 817-nucleotide messenger RNA. RefSeq names its product protein CWC15 homolog (gene c12.1). The coding region runs from base 99 to 785 and encodes 228 amino acids. The transcript has a single exon. Gene Ontology annotation, biological process: mRNA cis splicing, via spliceosome. The record is from RefSeq and is a predicted model, not a curated record. Gene Ontology annotation, molecular function: RNA binding. Gene Ontology annotation, cellular component: catalytic step 2 spliceosome. NCBI's taxonomy places the organism in Eukaryota, Metazoa, Arthropoda, Insecta, Diptera, Culicidae.